Messenger RNA from Dermochelys coriacea (leatherback sea turtle), 4115 nucleotides. It is a transcript of the gene SHISA2, whose product is annotated as shisa family member 2. The record is from RefSeq and is a predicted model, not a curated record. Gene Ontology annotation, biological process: negative regulation of Wnt signaling pathway; negative regulation of fibroblast growth factor receptor signaling pathway. Lineage: Eukaryota; Metazoa; Chordata; Testudines; Dermochelyidae. The coding region runs from base 141 to 998 and encodes 285 amino acids. Gene Ontology annotation, cellular component: endoplasmic reticulum. The transcript is spliced from 2 exons.
CCCCAGGGACAACGGGGUGCUCUGUCCCCGCCGCCCCUUUGCUAGGAGCCCCGUGGGUGCUGAGGACCCUUCCCCCCCCCCCUUUUCUUUUUUUCCUGCCGGGCGCGCUGCUGCCCCGGCCGCCGCCGCUGAGCGGUGCCAUGUGGAGCGGGCGCUGCUGGCUGCUGCUGGCGGCGCUGGGCUGGCUGCUGCCGGCGGGGGCCGGGGCCAGCGGCGAGUACUGCCACGGCUGGCUGGACGCGCAGGGCGCCUGGCGGGACGGGUUCCAGUGCCCGGAGCGCUUCGACGGCGGGGACGCCACCAUCUGCUGCGGCAGCUGCGCCUUGCGCUACUGCUGCUCCAGCGCCGAGGCCAGGCUGGACCAGGGCGUGUGCGACAACGACCGGCAGCAGGGGGCAGACGAGCAGGGCCGGCCGGACAAAGACGGCCCGGAUGGCGCGGCAGUGCCCAUUUAUGUGCCAUUCCUUAUAGUUGGAUCUGUUUUUGUUGCCUUUAUCAUCUUGGGAUCUCUAGUAGCAGCUUGUUGCUGCAGAUGCCUGCGACCCAAGCAAGAGCCACAGCAGAGCCGAGCACCUGGAGGUAAUCGGCUGAUGGAGACUAUUCCCAUGAUUCCAAGUGCCAGUACCUCCCGUGGUUCAUCCUCUCGUCAAUCAAGUACUGCUGCCAGCUCCAGUUCCAGUGCCAAUUCAGGUGCCAGAGCCCCCUCUACUAGGUCACAGACCAACUGCUGUUUGCCAGAAGGGACCAUGAAUAAUGUCUAUGUCAACAUGCCUACUAAUUUCUCAGUACUGAACUGCCAGCAGGCUACCCAGAUUGUGCCACACCAAGGGCAGUAUCUGCACCCACAGUAUGUAGGUUAUGCCGUCCAACAUGACUCUAUGCCUAUGACCCCGGUGCCACCUUUCCUGGAUGGUCUGCAAAGUGGAUACAGGCAGAUUCAGUCUCCCUAUCCCCAUGCCAAUAGUGAACAGAAGAUGUACCCAGCAGUGACUGUGUAACUUAAAAAAAAAAAUCACGUAUUUUAGCACCUAAGCCGAGCAGAGGAGAAAUACUUUUGGAAUGAAGCUUGUAGAACCUCAUUUGUAAAUAAUUUUGAAAGACUCAUGCAUGUCAGACAGGUUUCGUAGUAGCAGCUGUGUUAGUCUGUAUUCGCAAAAAGAAAAGGAGUACUUGUGGCACCUUAGAGACUAACAAGUUUAUUAGAGCAUAUGAAGUGAGCUGUAGCUCACGAAAGCUUAUGCUCUAAUAAAUUUGUUAGUCUCUAAGGUGCCACAAGUACUCCUUUUCUUUUUGCAUGUCAGACAAUGUUUUUAAACCAUUUCUCUACAUUGGAUUCAGUUGCCAAAAACUGUGUAAUGAUAUCUUUAAAUUACCAUUUCCAGAUAUGCUUCCAUUCCAGUUCAUGAUUAAUAGUGGCAAUGGAUUAUGCUGAAGAUGCAUAUGCAUUUCAGAUAACUGUGUGUGAGAGAUGAAUGCAUGAGCCAUUCAGUGCCCUUCAGGUAUGGCACAGUCAAAGCAUUUGGCUACUUCAUAAAAAGAGUUUUGUUACACUGUACAAGAUCACAGUAUUUAAGAAACCGCUCAUCCCCUCCUCUCUCCCAACUCCUUUACAACGUUUCAUAUUGCUUUACAGACAAUCACAUUGUCAAUGAAAGACUAAACUGUGCAAUCAUUGUAAGUAGGAACCUGCUACCAAGUACUAUGAUUUCUUACUCAUCUUAGGUUUAAGGUGGAAUGAGGUGUUAUUCUUAGUUUUUCACAAGAUUAUUUUCUUGUCCCUUAUAUUUAUGUAGGAAUUAGAAGUGUGUAAAACAUUCAGCUCAAACUUCCGGUGCACUUGGAAUCAUUCUCGAUUUGAGUUUGACUCAUGUUCAGGAACCAAUAGGGGUUUGCACAAUCUUUGUUUAUCUCAAUGAACUUUAAUAAAAAAACAGAUAUGAGGUUCUUGCUUUGAUCAAAAUCUUUGAUACGGCUGUUGUCCUGUGCAUUUCAAGUUUGAACUGUGCUUGCAGAGAAAGGUCAUGUAGUAUCUUCAAAUAUGGCUACUAAUCUCACUUCCUGUGAAAAAUAAAUCUAUGUGAAUGUGCACAAACAUGUCAAACCAAAAUCUUGCCCAUGGGUUUAUAAUUCAAUUCGACCAUGGGAAAUGGGAUUCAUUCUAACCCAAACCUUUCUGAACUCCAGGGCCUGCUAACCAGUUCUGAUGUUUAAAAUAAUGCCAAUCCAAAUUGAAUUUGGAAGGAUUUGCAUAGCUAGACUAGGAAUCAGUUUCUGGAAAUACUAUUUUUUUUUAUUUGUGUUGAAAAUAAACAAAAGAACAACCAAAACACUCAAGUCCUAAUAGCUUUUAAUUUUGUAUAAUUGCUUUAUAAAUGAAAUAUUUCUGCACAAUGUAGAAAUCUUUAAGCCUUCAAGCAGAUGGCAUGUUGCAGAGGGUGACUUUGCACUAAAACUUUUGAUUCCAUUUGUGAUAAAAUAGAUAAUUUCCUGAGUUUAAAGAAGCAACCAAUAUAUAGUAAAAGCUGUGUUAUCCAGCCCUGUACCAACCAGAAAGCUCUAUAAACUGGCAUUUCUAAUCUUCAUAGAAAGUCCGGUUUAUAGUCUGGUUGGCACAGGGCUGACAGGCUCCUUACCUGGCUCCCUGUGGCUCCCCGGAAGCGAUGACCUGUCCCUGCUGCUCUUAGGCGGAGGUGUGUCUAGACAACUCUGUAUGUUGCCUCUGUCCAUGCCCCCUCCCUCCCCUCACCUCCCAUUGGCCGCGGUUUCUGGCCAAUGGGAGCUGCAGAGCCAGUGCUGGGGGCCAUGUGCAGAGCCACCUAGCUGCGCCUCCACCUAGGAACAGCAGGGACAGGUUGCUGCUGGCGGGGAGGCACCCGAGGUGAGCGCCCCUUGGAUCCAGUACCCCACACCCUCAUGUGUCCCAACCUGCCCUGAGCCCCUUCCCGCACCCAAACUCUCAGAGCCCACACUCCCUCCAUGCCCCAACGCCCAGCCCUGCACCCAAACUCUUUCCCUCUUAGUUAACCCGAAUUUUUCACUUACUGGCACCCCCCCCCCACCCCCAGCAUGCCGGAUGAAAAAGCUUUUACUGUACAAGGAAUAAUCUGUGUUAUUGUAACGUGCAUUUCAUACUUCUUUGAAACAAAACCAACAAUGUCUUUAAGGCUGUUCUCAUCGUUUUUAAAUUAAUCUGUGCAUUUCAACCAAUUUGUUCUUUAUGUUUGGAAUGACAGUAUAGUAUUGAGGGUAUACUGAAAACAUUAAAUUGCUUUAGCCAGACUAGAACUGAUAAAAUGUUUUCUUAUUGUCUGAUACUGAUUCUUUAUGUUGCAAUGAAUCAGAUACUAACAAUUUUGUUACAUGGACUGUAUGUCAGGUCUAAUGGUUUAUUUGUAAACAUGCAACACAAAAAAGCAAAAGGAAAUGAUGUUCUUUACCACUGAAAUAAGAAAGAGUAGGAAUUUUACAUCAGGUCUGCUGCUGUUGGCUGAUACUGUAACAAUAGUACAGCAUGUAUAACUUUUAAGAAAGAGGCAUCAUUUGAGCCACUUUAUUUCUUUUGACUAGAAAAGACUGGGGCUGAUCAUGAGAAGUGCUGGGUAUCUCCUUCAAAGCAUUGAAACCCAAAUUUUUAAAGGUAUUUAGACAUUGUUCUGCUCAGCAUUUUAAGUCUUAAGGAUAUUAGGCAACUAAUGGGAUUUUCAGAAGCACCUAAGCAUCGAACUCCUAUGGUAAGUAGGCACCUAAAUACCUUUGAGGAACUAGGCCUUCCAGUGCUGUGCAGAGCAAUGUCUAAAUACCUUUUAGAUCUAGGCCUAAAUGCCCUCAACUGUUGUUGGCUUCAAGAGGAAUUAAAGGUGCUCAGCAUCUCACAGGAUCAGGAUCAGGACCAUUGUUUCUUUUCCGGAAGACAGUUUCCCACAGCCUGAUGUUAGCUUUUUCAACUGUGAAUAAAGUUAGCUCUCUAUUUCUCUCUCUCCCAGAAUGCACUGCAUUCAUUGCACAUGCCCUGUUAAGGACACCUGCUCUGAUUUAUGAAAUCUUUGUACAUUGUUUACUUGUUUAAAAAUUUUAAGUUAAAUUUAAGUAUGUAGAAAUUAAUUUACAACUGUUGG